CAUCCUAAGUUAAAAGAAGAUACCAGGUAUUGACCACAUUUUAAAAAUUGCAUUAGAGCUAUAGAUGGCACACAUGUAUCUUGUAUUGUCCCUUCUAAAGAUCAAAUUAAAUACAUUGGUAGAAAAGGCUUCACUUCCCAAAAUUUAAUGGUUGUAUGUGAUUGGGACAUGUGCUUCACAUUUGUAUGGCCUGGAUGGGAAGGUACUGCACAUGAUGCUAGAAUAUUUGACCAAGCGCUUAGAAGGCAGAACCUUAAUUUCCCUCAUCGUCCAUCAGGUAAAUAUUAUUUAGUUGAUUCAGGUUAUCCAACAAUGACGGGUUAUUUAGGGCCAUACAAGGGUGAACGUUAUCAUCUCCCCGAUUUCAAACGUAACUCUAGUUUCAGAAAUCCAAAUGAGACUUUCAAUUUUUUUCCCUCCAGUUUGAGAUGUACAAUUGAGAGAACAUUUGGAGUUUAGAAAAAUAGGUUUGCUCUCUUACGCUCCAUGCCAUCAUUUAAGUUUGAUACUCAGGGCUAAUCUUGUUACAACUACUAUGGCUAUACAUAAUUUCAUACGACGACACUCUUCCACCGAUAAAUAUUUCAACUAUUAUGCUAAUGAAGACAUUAUCUCAGAGAUCGAGCAAGGAGAUGGGCCUUCUGGUAUUCCUUCAGAAAUACAAGGCGGAUCUUCUACUAUUAUGGAGACAUUGCGUGAUAAAAUUAGGGAUGAAAUCAUUGAGAAUCUUUGUGAUGUAUGAAUGAUUCUACUUAUUUUUGUGUUGAAUUUUAAUUUAUGGAAUAAUUUUGAAUAUUAUUUUGGUUGUAAUUUUUUAGUAUAUUUAAAUCAUCGUGUUGAUAUUAUA
Molecule: messenger RNA, 847 nt
Organism: Lycium ferocissimum
Lineage: Eukaryota; Viridiplantae; Streptophyta; Magnoliopsida; Solanales; Solanaceae
Exons: 2
Coding region: 148-459 (103 amino acids)
Source: RefSeq, a predicted model, not a curated record